Molecule: messenger RNA, 1576 nt
Organism: Aegilops tauschii subsp. strangulata
Lineage: Eukaryota; Viridiplantae; Streptophyta; Magnoliopsida; Poales; Poaceae
Product: DNA-directed RNA polymerase I subunit rpa49
Biological process (GO): DNA-templated transcription
Molecular function (GO): DNA binding
Source: RefSeq, a predicted model, not a curated record
UGUGGAGGACUUGCGUGCAAACAUCCAUUCUUCCUCUCAGCCUUAAGCGAAAAAACCCUAGCACUGGACGACCUCCAAAACCCUAGAGCCGUCCCCAAUGGCGAGCCACGAAACCAACCCGUCCCCUGCCGCCUCCUCCAAGAAGAAGAAGAGGCACUCCAAGAAGCGCAAGGCCAUCGAAGUCACUGUAGAUGCCUCCUUUCCUGGCGCCGCCGCCCCCGUCGUCGGUUACUUCCCGACGGGCUACGACCCCCUUGCGGCCGCAGAGCCCCCACGUGUGCGGUUGUUCCGCCACGAGAAGCACCAUAACCGCGUCGAGCUAGUGGUCGGCGCCCCUGGUGGAGGCCCCGACUUCGUCGGCCGGAGCUACGCCGGCGAGGCCGCUGCGCCGCAGCUCUGCGGCUACGCCCUCGGCGUCCUCGACAAGGCCACCGGCACCCUCAAGAUUGUCCCCAUCGCCUCCAACAAGAUUUUGAGGCUAGAGCCACACUUUGAAGCGCAGCAACCGGCUCAUUCACAACAGUCAGCAGCAGAAGCAGGUUCUUCUGUAGCAGAUACUGAAUUGAACAGGCAAGAUCUUACCCAGGCUUAUGGGACCAAGAAAGAUAAGGAUAAGGAUAAUAAGUGGAAGUCACUAAAAGAACAAAGGAAUGACCCUUCUGCUUAUUUGGACCUUGAUCUUGGAGAGUCCAAGACCACUGCAGAUGCCACUGAUAGUGAGGCAUCAGUGGAAGUUCGCAACAUUCCACCUUAUGAUCCUGCUGCAGAUACAUCUGAAAAGGCAUAUCUUUUUGAUGAGAUCAUUCCAAAAAAUAUACGGCCACACCUUCUAGAUAUUGUGGGACACUUUGAAUCGGGAGAAUUUGGUUUGAAAGGCUAUGGGAGUUUUGUCUCAAAUCGUGUGAAUAAGUUACAGGAGCUUCAGGGUGAAGAUCAGGAAAGGCUUGCUUGGAUACUAUCCUAUAUCACACAUCUCCUGUCGUUGUUGGCGCGCAACAGCUCCAUGUCCAAGCAGAAAAGAAAAGAAAAAGACCAGACCAUCCGUGGACCAAUGAUCCCACAGGCUGUGCACCGCAAGCUGUUGCUGAUGUUCACGGAGCCAGGGUCUUCUUCCUUGUCGACAGAGAAACACGAGCUUCUGGUCAAUUACAUUUUAGUACUCACACUUUUUGCUGAUGACUUCAGAUCUGAACCUACGGAUAUAUGUGUGGACCUGAAAAUGAACCGCCAGAUGCUUAAACCAUAUUAUGACCAGCUGGGAUGCAAGUCGGUGUCAACAGGUGCUUUUAAACCAUUUUUUAUGACGCUUCCAGCACCCCUCAAGUUCCCACAACAAGUCACAAGGAGAAGGCGGCGAAAAUAACCAUCUCAGUAUUGGUUUCCAUUUGAUAUGGUUGUGAUAGGAAAGGUAUGCAUUGCCACCGUCGAAAGAACCUAUGUGCCCUCAGCUCAGUUUCACCAAUGUAGUGGAGAAAAUGAUGACGGUGGUUGUUCUGUUUUUGUUUUCUAUUGUCGCUUGGGAAUUGCUACAAGAGAGGAACCAUAUUACGGAUAUAUAAUUUGCUUGCUACUCGAA